Messenger RNA from Oncorhynchus tshawytscha (Chinook salmon), 3306 nucleotides. RefSeq names its product sec1 family domain-containing protein 2-like. Lineage: Eukaryota; Metazoa; Chordata; Actinopteri; Salmoniformes; Salmonidae. The coding region runs from base 2391 to 2825 and encodes 144 amino acids. The transcript has 4 exons. The record is from RefSeq and is a predicted model, not a curated record.
CCCAUCCUUUCUCUCACUCUCUUUCUGCCUCCCAUCCUUUUUCUCAGUUCAUUCCUUGCUCUAUCUCUCUCCUAGGCCCUGCUGCAGAGUGCUAGUUACAGGGGGAAGUGGAGCGUGAGGGUGCAUGGGUGAUGAUUAGGCUUGGUUAAGAUUAUUUCCCAAGUUCCCUCACUGCAUUUAUGAAAUAACUUGAAAUUAGCCUGCAUUUUUAAUUGGAAAACAUUCAUCAACCCAUCGACCCCCUCUACACACACAUACACACACAUAGGGCCCUUAACCAUGCUGAGAGAUGAUCAGAGAAGUCAAUAGUGCAGCCUUCUCCGGUUCAUCAGAUGACAUGAAACCCCAGGCUUUAAUUAACGGAAAUUAAACUGGUCUCUACUGCAGGACACGACCGGUCAGAAGGUUAGGCCAUGGUGUGCUUGUGUGUGUGUGUUUUUGUUUGUCUGUGUGUGUGUGUGUGUGUGUGUGUGUGUGUGUGUGUGUGUGUGUGUGUGUGUGUGUGUGUGUGUGUGUGUGUGUGUGUCUGUGUGUGUGUGUGUGUGUGUGUGUGUGUGUGCACGCGCAUCACACUCAGCCCACUCCACUUUUUCUGUAGUCAUCAGUAAUACAAAACAGCCUGUUCCCUUCAUCCACAGCGAUCCUGUUUUGAAGGUCGACCAUUGCAAUAUCGCUUUAGGUUUUGACCCCAAACGGGGUUUAAUCUCUGAACCAGGCCCAAUGUGUUGUUUACACCUCCAGACUGACCGGCGGCUUUAUGGAGUGUGUUAAACCUCAGCUCAGAAUUCUUCCUCUGUGUGUUUAUGGACAGGACAUGCAUAUCAUAAAAGGCUAGUCAUAAGCAGUUAUAACUACAAGAAUGGAGAGGGACACUUGUCCUCUUCUCCUCUCCUCCUACCCACACACUCACUCGCUUACACACACACACACACACAGACACACACACGCUGGCUCCAGAGAACCCCUUUCUGUGACAGUGGCCCCUGGCCCCUGCACACGCAUCAGUGCAGGCUGGGGUCACCCUGUCACCCUCUAACACAGGGUUAGUUGAGAGGUCCUGUUGGGCCUCCUGUCCUCUCUACUCCCCCGUGUGUCUCCCCUCUCUGUCCUCUGUGUGCCCCCUGAACCGCUCUCUACUUCCCCCUGACCUUUCUCUCCCAUCAACCCCAGAGCUACCCACAUAGAGGGUCAUCCAGUUAUAUGAAACUACUAAUGCAUCUGCAGCACUCCUACUGUACAGAGAGCCAGAGAAGGGGAGAGUUUGAAGGGGUCUCAAUGCUAAUGGAAAUAGACUAGGGACUGGAUGUGUGCUUGUGUCUUCGUGUUCUCCUGUUCCCAGAGUAUUCUGUGUUUUACGGUUUAUCUGUGUUGUAUCUGGCUGCUACUAGAGAGCCUGUUUAUAUUACGGAUUCCAGACAGCGGUGAGAGAUGACCUGCCACCCUGUACCCGCUUUCCUUCCCAAACUGUCCCCUCUCCUCCGUGUCUCUCUCUCUCCCCCCUCACUCCUACAGCUCUGUUAUCAACUACUCGCAACUAGUUAUCUCUCACUUGGCUCAAGUUACGCUGUGAUUGACUUGUUUUCCCUAACCCCUUACAAUUACAUUAAGUACUGCAUGAAAUGAUUAGCAUUUGGAAUGGAGUAGCUUUUGGGACUUGUGAGAAGAUCUAGACAACUUUCAUUAGCAUUUGUUCCAUACGUUUGACACCCCUGGCCUACAUUUAGAUGGUAGUACAGAGACAAUGGAGGUGGUAGUAGUAGGGGAGAGAAACGGAUUCUCUGCUGGUACUGGACACUGGACAGUAGAGAAGGGAUAGAUAGAGGGAAUAGAUGGGUAGUUCUGGUCCUAGUGGUUGUGUGUGCUCCUCUACUACAGCCCUGAUGCCAGAUGGAAGCUCUCCCGCCGCUCGGCUUUGCUCUGCGCUGGCCGGGUCAUUUCCUGUCAGGAGGCCUGGUGUUAAUCAAGCCCUGAGCCAGGGGGAACGCCCUCCAGACCCCCUUUUACUCCCCUAGUACUGCUUCCCCUCUCCUCCACAGCCUUUACUGCUCCCCUCGCUUCCCUCUAUUGCUACCCCUCUCCUCCUCUCCAAUUCCUAACUGGACCAGCAGGCACAACAGGCUCAUCUAAGCGCUCGUCCCCACAGACCUUAGGACAGGGAUAUACAAUACCAAUAUCAGUAAACUUGUGACUCAUUCAAACCCACUAUUCCACAGUAAUAGCUCCUCUGUUACACUGUUCCUUAGAAAUAACAGACAGGGGUCAAUCUGUUUCAGCAUCGUUGGUGUAGCUGCUUCCAGCUGUGCCCACAGCAGCGCCUCCCUCAGGUGGAGGAGAGAAAGAGCAGCUGUCAGUUGGUUCUCCCAGCAGCAGCAGUCAGUACCUAGAGAGAGAUGAGUGUUCUUCCUGUGCUGUUGCUGUUCCACUACCACAAAGGAAGGGGAUCCAGGGACUCUGAUAAGCUCUGUUGGUGUGGUAAUCCUGAGGAGCUGACUAUGGAGAGGGCCCAUACAGCAGUGGAGGGGGUGUUUGAGACCCUCAAAGAGUUGAGCCAUGCCCGAGACCACCUCAAACAGUUCACCUCCGUCUACACAGCCAGCGAUGGAGUACAUCAGGUGAGCCGGCCACACCCCAGCGACCACGGCCUGCUCUUUCUCUUCCUGGUGGGAGGAGUCACUCCCUCUGAGCUGCGCCUAAUCCGCAAGGUAGUCUCCGCCCACAAGCCGGGCACUCAGGUGCUGGUCCUCUCUACCAGACUGUUGAGACCUACAGACGUCCCCGAGCUGCUCUUCACCACCCAAAGACUGGUGCCAGACAUUGGUGUGUGAGCAUGGAACAAGGACCACGCACGCACACGCACGCACGCACGCACGCACGCCUCUACCACUCUUAGGGUGUGGAGAGGAGAAAUGAGAGGCUCCAGUGAGAUUGUGUGGUUUGGUAAUGGACUGGAGUCAUGGGUGUGGUGAGCAGAAGUGGAGGUUUAUGAAUUUGAAAAAACAGAGGAUCUACUUCGGCUUUUUUCAAAGGCAUUCCCAAAUGUUUACUUCAGUUGUGUUACGUGAGAGUCCUCUCCCUUCCCUUGUACUACAUUGUAAGGCAACACUUAGGUACUUAUGGAUUCUCUCAUUCCAAACUGUACAGAAUGUAAACGUGAUCCAAUCUGGUGUAAUCUGAUCUUGAAGCUCAACUCCAAACAGACAGAUGACAUUCAAAUCAAGUUACUUUAAUACGUGUUUUGUUGUUUACAUUCAAUCUGAAUACGUUGAAUAAAUCUUGUAUAUUUGUGAAACUCAUCCAUGUGAAAUG